AGGAAGUUGCCGUUGGCGUGGAUCGGGAUCGUUUUAUGGAUGAGUUUUUUGAACAGGUGGAAGAAAUCCGUGGGUUCAUAGAGAAGAUCUCAGAAAAUGUGGAAGAGGUGAAGAGAAAGCAUAGUGCCAUCCUCGCUGCUCCAAACCCUGAUGAGAAAACCAAGGAGGAGCUGGAGGAAUUGAUGUCUGAUAUCAAGAAGACAGCCAACAAAGUGCGCUCCAAGCUAAAGAGUAUUGAACAGAGUAUUGAACAAGAGGAAGGGCUGAACAGGUCAUCAGCAGACUUGAGAAUAAGGAAAACACAGCAUUCUACCUUAUCACGGAAGUUUGUGGAGGUGAUGUCAGAAUAUAAUACAACCCAGACUGAUUACCGGGAGCGCUGUAAAGGAAGAAUCCAAAGACAACUGGAAAUCACUGGCAGGACCACCACCAGUGAGGAACUGGAGGACAUGCUGGAGAGUGGGAAUCCAGCUAUAUUCUCCUCUGGGAUCAUCAUGGACUCCAACAUUACAAAGCAGGCACUGAAUGAGAUUGAGACACGGCACAGUGAGAUCAUCAAGCUAGAAAACAGCAUCCGUGAGCUUCACGAUAUGUUCAUGGACAUGGCGAUGUUGGUGGAAAGUCAGGGUGAGAUGAUCGACCGCAUUGAAUAUAACGUGGAACACUCCGUGGACUAUGUGGAGAGAGCCGUGUCAGAUACCAAAAAAGCUGUAAAGUACCAGAGCAAAGCCCGGAGGAAGAAGAUUAUGAUUAUCAUCUGCUGCGUCAUCCUGGGAAUCGUCAUUGCUUCUACUAUUGGUGGGAUUUUUGGCUAAAGGCCUGCAACCAUCCGAGAAUAUCGCUUGUGGGAGCAAGGAGAUGAAUAGGAGCACUGGAGCCACCCAGCCCAUCACCCACUUGGGCCCAUCCAAACCCUGUACCCGCCAUUGGAGAGAACUGGCGGACCAGCACUCUCGUCUCUAAUGCAUGAUUAUUUGUGUUAACACUAUGUGUUAAGUACAGUGUACGUGUUGGGGGAGGGAUGGUGCUGGGGGAGGGGAUGGUGGGAAGGCAGUGUGUGCAUGACAUGCUCAAGGUUUCAGCAGUUCCACCACCUUUUGACCUGUUCUUGAUGGUCACAUCUCCUCAAACCGAAUCCCCUUCCCUUUCCAGUGAGAUUCUCUUUCUUGUCCCCAAAAUAAGAGUUUGCUACAACAGCUAUGCAUAGUUAAUCCAGUCCCUGUCCU
Pseudonaja textilis is the source of this 1226-nucleotide messenger RNA. It is a transcript of the gene STX1A, whose product is annotated as syntaxin 1A. The record is from RefSeq and is a predicted model, not a curated record. NCBI's taxonomy places the organism in Eukaryota, Metazoa, Chordata, Lepidosauria, Squamata, Elapidae. Gene Ontology annotation, molecular function: SNARE binding; SNAP receptor activity. Gene Ontology annotation, cellular component: plasma membrane; endomembrane system; SNARE complex. Gene Ontology annotation, biological process: intracellular protein transport; vesicle fusion; exocytosis.